Molecule: messenger RNA, 5230 nt
Organism: Haliotis rufescens (red abalone)
Lineage: Eukaryota; Metazoa; Mollusca; Gastropoda; Lepetellida; Haliotidae
Product: EF-hand calcium-binding domain-containing protein 5-like
Exons: 21
Coding region: 157-4218 (1353 amino acids)
Molecular function (GO): protein binding; calcium ion binding
Source: RefSeq, a predicted model, not a curated record
AUUUCCACACAUGCGUAGAAGACUACUUCCUCUUAGCAACGUGUUGACAACAAACAUGGCGGUCGGUGCUCUGUGUCAGUGGCUCACUAAUGGAUAGCGGUCGAAAUGUGUACAUAAUACUUAUAUAACACAACAUAAGAGUUUGCCUCUGUCAAGAUGGCUGAAGUAGCGUGUAGUCCCACUCCAGUAGGGAGCGUUGGGAGUGCAGGAAGUGCAGGAAGAGUGACCCUGUCUGAGCCAAGGACACCUUCAGCUGGGUCAAGGGCAGAGGUUAGAGUAUCAUCAGGUCAGUUAUCGAAGAGAAGUUCUGCAGGAUCAUUCAGAGUUAUAAGUGCAGGAAGUGCAAGGAAAACACCAUCCACUCCAGAUUAUAUGAAACCUAUUGUCCGCAGUGCUGUUAGAAGAUGGAAAAGACUACACGAACAAAGUAUGAUGAAACGUUUGGUGGGGAUAAGAAACGAGAAAAAAGAACAUUUACAAGCAGCCAAAGAAGAUGCCAGAAAAUUGGCAAGGAAAAUACCAACAGAACUUUUGGCCAAAGAAUGGCUCCAAAACAACGAGGCCACAGUAGAAGUGAGAGCUUAUUUAGUUGACAAGGUUUUUCCGACUUUGAUUCUGGGCGUAGAGAAGUUACUGUGUGAGGCAGAUAAGCGAGGGUUGUCAGAGGUGGCAUUAAUGGAUCCCAAUUUCAACCCUCUGAACUUCCUAGCUCAGUAUCUGUUGAGGAACAAUCCAAAGUACAGCAACUUUGCAGAGGCCUCGCCGUAUGUCCGUGGUUUGCGUGAAGUGGCAGAGGAAUUACGUAAACAGCUCUUCCACUUGGAAGAUAACAGAUUAGCUCGUAUCAAGGCUGAGGCCAAGCGAAAGCGGGAUGAAAGAGAACUGAAGGAGAUGCGACGGCUUCAGGAGAAACAGAGGAGAGAAGACUGCCUUCUGAAACAGUUCACUGAAUGGAUGCUCAGCUCUCAUGGCAAAGUAGAGUUGGCACUGAUUCAAAACACUCUCAGGUCUUUUGCUGAAAUGGUAGAACUAUUCCCUGAUGACCUGAAAGAGGCUGCCAGGUUUGGGGCUGCCAUUGAGCCAACUGAUGAAAGCGGACGCAUGCUGAACAUGAAGGAAUUUCAUCAGUAUUUGUCAACAUAUAUCGAUCCCCUGCCAACGGAAAUAUUUGAUCAAUUUAUGAUCCACAUGUCCAAGUGUGCACAGGCACAUCACCUAGCAACAGCGAGAGAAGCUCGGCGGAUUAUUCUGACAAAUCUCUUCCUGGCGUGCGAUCAUAGUGGGAUUGGCAUACUUGACCGGCACCGUAUUCUGGAUCUGUUUGAAAGUUUUUGGGAUGCAGCAAAUGAUGAUCUCCGACGCAGCCUCCGCAACCCAAGGAGAUGGCCAGUGGUGGAGGUUGAUGAGACGGAGGACUCUCUGAGUGACGACGAGGACCUGGGUAUGCUGGAUGAUGCGGAGGAGAGAGAAGAGAUGGAGGAUGAAGCCAGGCCUGCAGGGGAUGGAGAGAAGGUAGAAGACAGCCAGGGGGAAGCUCAGGAACAGAAAGACGAUGAAGAUAGCCAGAAACCUGAAUCAGCUGAGAAAGUAGAUGACAGCCAAGAAACACAGCAAGAAACCGAGGGAGAAGCAAAGAAGGAAGAAACAGAAGAACAGAAGGAUGAGAAACAGGAAGAACAGCUGGAGAAGAAGGAAGAAGGAACAGAGGAAAACAAGGAAGCUAAAGAAACAAAACCUGAUGAUGCAGCUGAAAAAGCAGAAGAUGGACAGAAGGCAGAAAGUGAUGAACAGAAGGAAGAAGGGAAGGAAAAAGCUGAUGAAGAAAAAGAUGAACAGGGAGAAGAAAAGAAGGAGGAAGUAAAAGAGGCGCAACAGGAGUCAGGGGAGGAGAACAUGUCUGCCACGGAGAAGCAGACGGAAGAGCAGACGUCGGGGACAGGAAAUCCAACAGAUGCGGAGACGGCAGGUCAAACACAGACUGAGGCAGAGACACAGGAAGUGUCUGAGAAAGAGCAGGCAACACAGGGUCUACCCGAGAAGGAACAGGAUGAAGCUGAACCCAAAGAGGAUGACAAAUCCCUGAAGCUGGACCUGAAGACCAGCGAUGAUGAUAUGAACCCACCCGGAACUACCCAGACUGGUCGGCUCAGUGUCACCUUCGCUCAGGGCACAGAGUUCGACAGAGAGAUCCAGACAGCUGGAACCGUCACCAGUCUCCAGUCACAAAUGUCAGCAUUUGACGAGCACACUUUGAACGUGUCUCAGUUUGUCCAUUUAACUGAGACAUUCAUCGGAGACAGGCCGAAGCGAGCGCUGUUUGAGACGCUGCUCAGAUACAUCAAGGAAGGCUACGAGGAAACGGAGGAUGAGAAGCUGGAAAGACUUUUAAAGGCGAGGAAGGAAGCCCUCUCAUCGAAGCGCAAGGUUCAGAUGGACAACCUGUUUGAGAGAUGGGACAACGACGGCUCCGGGUACCUGGACCUGGACGAGGUGGAGAUGGUCAUGCUGAAGUACAAGGAUGGCCAGGAGGCUGAGGCCAUCAGCAGAGCCAAAGACCAGCUGAGCAAGAAGUCCAAGUACCAUGACCAGAGGCUGAGCAAGAGGGAGUUCCGGACGUUCAUUGACCUGGUGGUGGAUGAGAUUCCAGGAGACUCCUUUGAUUAUCUCGUAGAGUUCCUUGCCAGCAGCAUCGAGAGGUCGUACGCUGACCGUGUCCGAGGUGAUGCCAGGAAGAAGUGGCUCCAGCAAAUCGUAACAGCUGCCGAGACGUCAGGAGCCAGUCUGGAGCCCGUGUACAGAGCUGUCUUCCAAGCUCUCUUCAAGGAUGCUGAGGCUCAUGGGAACAACAAACGUAUCAGCGCCAACAUCGCUAUGCUGGAACGUAACGUCCAGGUCCCUGAACGGGGGGAUGUGUGUCUGAGAUAUGUCGCUUCGACUCCAGAGGACGCCGACUAUGUCCUCACCAAGGUCCUCCACAAGGACAUGAAGGGAAUCAGUUUUGCUGCGGUUGAGUCUGGCAAGCCGAUCCACGUCCCCCGUGUGGCCAACCAUGGGAAUAUCCAUUUCUGGAACACCCAUCGGCACAGAGAUGAAAGAGAGGGGUCGUUUAUUGUGAUUCCACUUAAGGACAGGCGGAAGCGUGUGUUUGGCGUCAUGGGCGUUGACACACUCUCCGAUCCUCACACAAAGGCCAUUUUCAUUACUCACGAGAUUCAGUUCUUCCAGGGUGUGGCGAAGGCGUUCAGUGUUGCGUACCACCACGUGGACAUGAGGAAGAAGCUGUUGCGCAUCACGGAGAGCGCAGUGUCGUGGAUCCAGCGCCGCAGCCCGCACGUGACGGAGGUGGUCUUCUACAUGGUGGAGCCUGACGGGAAGGGCCAGGACUACGUGCUCCGUAAGAUGAUGAUGACAGACAACCGUGGCAACCCUGUGCAGCCAGAGAACCCGGCCAGGCUGGAGAGGAAGGAUAACCUGUUCAGGGACUAUCUGUUCAAGUCUGUGGACAACUCCGAGUCAGUGACAGCUGAUGCUUAUGGUGAGCGUCACCUGGCGUUCCCCCUCCGAGACGAUCAGGGCCGAGCCGUAGCCAUCAUCGACAUCAGUAUCGGCACCAUGAAGAAACUCCCUGCCCACGAGAACAAGGAGGCGCUGAGGAUGCUGAGACUGCUGCAGAUGGCCCACAAAGAGAUUGCUUCUGAGUUUGCAGGCGAGGAGUCCAUGAGGAUUCUAGAUGCUGAGAAGGAUGACAAUGCACGGAUGGACAUCAUGUUUGAUCGGCUGAUGCUGAUGGAGCUGAGGGACAACGUGACCAAGCUGGACACACAGGCGUACGCCGAGCUGAAGAGUUACAACGAGCCGCCGGCCAUCAUCCUGGAUAUUCUGAAGGCCACCAUUGCAAUAUUCUACCUGGAGAAGGUGGAGACCGGGGAGUUUGAUGACUGGACCAGAGUCAAGGGGUUUAUCAAUGCUGACCUGAAUCAGAAGAUUGCCGACUUCGAUCCCACUGCCCAGGAAGACCUCCUGCCUUCGGAGAAGUUCGAACAUUAUCUCAGAGAUGUGCCUCAUGGUGAAGUUGCCAAGUAUGGUUCGCUGCCGGCACAGCACUUGUACAACUGGGUGUUUGUCUGUCUGUCUCUCAUCGAACAUACGCGCAAGAUGAGACAGAACAAGAUGGAGAAUGCAGUGCCUGCUGAGGCAGAUUCCGCAGCUGAGGACUAGAAACUACUUUCCUUAACACUAUCAGAGAAACUACUUUCCAUAAAAUUAUCACAGAAAUAACUUUUCACAAUACUAAUGCAGAAGCUACUUUCCAUAACACUAUCAGAGAAAUUACUGUCCAUAAAAUUAUCACAGAAAUUGCUUUCCACAAUACUAAUGCAGAAGCUACUUUCCAUAACACUAUCAGAGAAAUUACUGUCCAUUAAACUAUCACAGAAAUUACAUUCCAUAAAAUUAUCACAGAAACUACUUCCCAUAGCAUUAUCACAGAAACUACUUUCCAUAGCAUUAUCAGAGAAAUUACUUUCCAUAAUACUAAUGCAGAAACUACUUUCCAUAACAUCAUCAGAGAAACUACUUUCCAUAACACUAUCAGAGAAACUACUUUUCAUAGCAUUAUCACAGUGAAAUACACUGCUGUGCUAACCACAAUCAACUUGUCAUUGUACAAUUGUUUGUUCCAUUCUACAAGGUAACUGAACUGAUUAUUUGUUUGAUAUCAUUUUUGUAUCAUUGUUGUUGCUCAGAUCAAAAGUUCUAGAAUUUAGAAGAAAUAAUCUGUUACAUUUUUUACCAUUAUGUAUAAUUUUGUUUAUUUUUCAAUAUUCAAUAUUCCUGCAGCUGGAUCACAUCAAUAACUUCCAGGGACCAAAGCUUGCCUUCAGAUCAGUUUGAUCCAUUGCCUUACCAAACUUUCCCUCAUGCGAGUCUGCAAUUAGCCAACUGCUGAAAUGGAUGAAAUAUUCCUGGAACAACCUAUCCAUAUUUAGAAAUUAUUUUCAUGUACUCGUAUUUUUCAAUUUUCUCAUGUACUGAAUGUAUAUUUGACAUAUAUUUGCAGUAUUAAUUUAGUGGCUGUUGUGUACAUUCCUUGCUGAGUAUGUAACUGUGAUAUGUACAUAAAUCUACAUGUAGGAUGGCUGUUGUAAAUAUUGUGAACUUUAUUAUGAGAAGUAUUAUUAUUAUGUGUAUUGUAGGUGUGUUUUAGUGGUAAUAAAUCAUUCAAUUUGAA